Molecule: messenger RNA, 1455 nt
Organism: Neoarthrinium moseri
Lineage: Eukaryota; Fungi; Ascomycota; Sordariomycetes; Amphisphaeriales; Apiosporaceae
Exons: 2
Coding region: 1-1455 (484 amino acids)
Source: RefSeq, a predicted model, not a curated record
AUGAAUGCACAGCAUCUCACGCAGACCUUGGUCGAGUCCUUCAACGCUCUCGCAGAUGAGGUCCAGCAUUUGAAUGACCGCCAGGUGGUCCUGGAGCACAAGCUGCGCUACGCCCACGAACAGUUCCAAUACCUCGCCGACAGGUAUGCACCCGCGGCGCCAGAAAUCUCGGACACGCUCGUGAACCUGCAGAUCCCGCCUGACCCCCACAAUACCUCAUUGGCAAACACCAACUAUGUGCCCCUCCUCAAACGCAAAUCCGCAGACUCCACAAAGCACCAGAUUGCUUUGAUCAUCAGAGAAGGCAGGCGGGCCGCCUCGUCCCUGGGAAACCACAGCAGAAGCAGCCGCUCCAGCCGCGACACCCUGUCCCGCACCACCAUGACAACCGCCGCCUCCACCGUUCUGGAGCAGGACUUCACUGUCGAGGGCAAGAAGGGGACCCUGGGUUGUCCGUUCACUAGACCGGUCUCAGGUGCAGACGAGCCGGCAACGAGCGGCAGCCGCGCCGAAGCCCCGGACACAACCCCCCAUCAUUCUGGCGAUCCCAUCUGCGCCGCCAUGUAUGAGGAGAAUACCAGCAUGCCGGCGCCCCCUGGGCAAGAUGCCUCCUCAAAGUGCCCCAUUCGCUACAUGGAUCAGCACUCUCCCGAGGAGAUCGCACACUACCUCGAGGUUCACAAGCAUGAGCUGCCACGCAGUCAUGAGGUGUGUCUACGGAGGUACCAGAAGAACGAGGACCAUAUCCGAAAGCUCGAUGCCAAGUACGGUAACUUGGUCAAUAUGGUCGAAGGCCUCGGCCGCAUUCAUCAGCCCAUGCUGCCAGAGCAGGACACCCGGCCUCAGAGCGAUGUGGAACGAGGAUCCAAUGAGCGGGUCGAGACUUGGGCACAGACAGUCAGCGCUAUCGGUACCGACGAUCCUGACCGCACUGCCAUGGAGGAGGUACCCAGCGAUGACGACGAACGGCAGAGCCAUUUCGACCGCCCUCUCAAGGAGGUGCGCGUAGGUGAAUCACCAAGUCGACCUUGGGGUAUAUCAGUACCUAUCUACGACACACCCUCGGCCGAUGGGCAAGAGCAAGAGCGCCCCGAGUCACCACCGCCUGCUCCUGUGCCUAUGCCCUCCACCCCCGCCCCGGAUACAGGAACUCCUGGUCGCCAGGCCGGCAAAUGUCCUUUUGAUCACACCAAGCUGCAGGCGAAGGGCACAACCCCAACCAUGCCCAAACACGAUGAGAAGACUCCGGAGCGGCCGGCUGCGUAUCCUAGCCAUCAGCCUUAUACACCUGCAACCGGAGCCCGCCAAGGCCAGCCGACCUUCUUCAACGCGGAUGAUCUGGCGCAGCCAAAAGCUGGCAACCCCCCGCAGAUGCUUUUCACCGGCCCGGUUUUCAUUGGAUAUCCUAUCGAGCAAGCGAUUCAGUUCAUGCAACACUUCCAGGGACAGCAGUGA